AAAAGAAAAGAAGAGAUCCAAAAAGAAACGAAAAUCAAAGCACAAGAGACACGUGUCUUCCAGCGAUGAUUACUCUGAUUUCAGUGAUGAGUCUGAUUACAGCCCUGAGGAGAAGGGUUACCGGAAAUACCGUGAAUACAGCCCUCCGUAUACACAGGGAAGAAGGGGAGUUGGAGGAGGGAGAGUUGGAAGAUGAUAGCGAGGUUCAGGACAAUUCCCAGGAGAAAUGCAAGAAAGAGAAGCCCGAGAAGGAGGAUGAGGACGAGGAUAAAGAUAAGGACAAAGGCCACCGGAGGCUGAAGAGAAAGAGGAAGAAAGAGCGUGAAAAAGAAAAGAAGAGAUCCAAAAAGAAACGAAAAUCAAAGCACAAGAGACACGUGUCUUCCAGCGAUGAUUACUCUGAUUUCAGUGAUGAGUCUGAUUACAGCCCUGAGGAGAAGGGUUACCGGAAAUACCGUGAAUACAGCCCUCCGUAUACACAGCCCCCAUAUCCCCAGCCCCCUCCGCCAAAGAAAGUCUACAUGAAAGCUGAGAAGGCAAACUACAAAGCCUACGAGGAGUACAAGGACGAGCAGUAUGGCGAAUAUGAGGCCGAGGAGGAACCUGUGCCUGACGGACAAGGCCAAGGAUAUGACGACUUUGCCAAAGAGCUGCACCAGUACAGAAAGGCAAAGGAGGCUUCCCAACUCACCGGCCACCGCAGCAGCAGCCCCACAUGCCGAUGCCACACAGGGGCCGUGGGAUGUCAGGGCCAGGGAGAGGCGGAGGAAGGGGACGUGGGGUGCGAGGAAGAGGUGGACGGGGAAGGGCCAGGGGGCGCGGAGGAAGAGGAGGCAGAGGAGGAUGGGGGCAAGGGCAUGGUCACGGACCCCCAGAUCACGAGCCCAGCCGAGAACACGAGCCUGGACCGGAGCUCGGACCACCAGAUCACGGCCCCCAGGAUCACGGCCCCCCAGAUCACAGGCCCCCAAGGCAUGGCCCCCCAGAACACAGAUCCCCAGAUCAUAGACCCCCAGGACGGGGACGCCCGGAGCGAGGGUCUAGUCCUGAAUACGGCGCCCCAGAUCACGGUCCCCCAGAUCAUGGACCACCAGAUCAUGGACCACCAGAACACAGACCCCCAAGGCACGGUCCGCCAAGGCACGGCCCACCAGAACAUGGGCCUGGAACAGAAUACGGACUCCCAGAACCGAGAUCCCCAGAACACAGACCCCUGAGGCAUGGUCCCCCAGAACAUAGACCCCCAGGACGUGGACGCCCAGAGCGUGGGCCUAGUCCAGAAUAUGGACCCCCAGGAUACGGACCGCCAAUACAGGGUCCCCCAGAACUCGGGACAGAGCACAGACCUCCAGAACACAG
Molecule: messenger RNA, 1359 nt
Organism: Callorhinchus milii (elephant shark)
Lineage: Eukaryota; Metazoa; Chordata; Chondrichthyes; Chimaeriformes; Callorhinchidae
Product: zinc finger CCCH domain-containing protein 4-like
Exons: 6
Coding region: 66-1217 (383 amino acids)
Biological process (GO): negative regulation of DNA-templated transcription
Cellular component (GO): nucleus
Molecular function (GO): RNA binding
Source: RefSeq, a predicted model, not a curated record